AUGGGCAGGAUUGUCUUCUACGAGGACAAGAACUUCAAGGGACGUCGCUAUGAGUGCGACAGCGACUGCUCGGACUUCCAUGCCUACCUGAGCCGCUGCAACUCCAUCCGGGUGGAGAGUGGGGCCUGGGUGGUGUACGAACGGCCCAACUACAUGGGCUACCAGUACGUCCUGACCAGUGGGGAGUACCCAGAGUACCAGCGCUGGAUGGGCCUCAACGACCGCCUCAGCUCCAGCAAGAUGGUCCACUUCACCAGCGGGACCCAGUACAAAAUGCAGCUGUAUGAGAAGGAAGACUUCGGGGGCCAGGCCUUCGAGGCCACAGAGGACUGUCCCGCUCUCCUGGAGAAGUUCCGCUGGAGGGAGGUCAACUCCUGCAAGAUCUUCGAGGGCUGGUGGGUCUUCUACGAGCACCCCAACUACCGCGGGCGCCAGUACUUCCUGGAGAAGGGGGAAUACCGCAAGCCUGGCGACUGGGGUGCCGUCAGUGCUACUGUCCAGUCCUUCAGGCGCUUCACCGAAUGA
Messenger RNA from Cyclopterus lumpus (lumpfish), 525 nucleotides. RefSeq names its product crystallin, gamma S2 (gene crygs2). NCBI's taxonomy places the organism in Eukaryota, Metazoa, Chordata, Actinopteri, Perciformes, Cyclopteridae. Gene Ontology annotation, biological process: lens development in camera-type eye; visual perception. Bases 1 to 525 code for a protein of 174 amino acids. The transcript has 3 exons. Gene Ontology annotation, molecular function: structural constituent of eye lens. The record is from RefSeq and is a predicted model, not a curated record.